Molecule: messenger RNA, 2401 nt
Organism: Drosophila navojoa
Lineage: Eukaryota; Metazoa; Arthropoda; Insecta; Diptera; Drosophilidae
Gene: GlnRS
Product: Glutaminyl-tRNA synthetase
Biological process (GO): translation; glutaminyl-tRNA aminoacylation
Cellular component (GO): cytoplasm; aminoacyl-tRNA synthetase multienzyme complex; cytosol
Molecular function (GO): glutamine-tRNA ligase activity; ATP binding
Source: RefSeq, a predicted model, not a curated record
UCGAAAACCUUGAGGAGAUAUGGCCGGAGAGGAUUUGAUUAUCAAGUUUCAGGAGCUCGGUAUGAGCGAACAGAAAGCUAAGGAGACGCUUAAGAACGCCAAUGUGACACGAAAUUUGCAACUAGCCCUUGCGGAAACAAAAAAACCGCUGAGCGAUGGUGUUGGCAUGUUGCUCUACCACAUGGCAACCAAACUGAAGCCGCAAAUAGCGGCACAUUUGCCACUCUUGGUGCGGUACAUUACGGAGCGCAAGCUGGACAACACGCAACGUGUUGACGCUGCACUGGAAUACUUGCUAAAAUGCGGACAGAAGAAAAACGCAAAUGUCGAUGUGGCCGAACUUGAUCGAGAAUGCGGUGUUGGCGUCGUAGUUUCGCCUGAGGAGAUCGAACGUGUUGUACAGAAGAAAGUUAAGGGCACCUACAAGGAAAUAUUACUGGAACAGCGCUAUCACUUUAACUCAUUUAAGAUUAUGCAGGAAGUCCGCAAUGAAUUAAAAUGGGCAGAUGCAAAAUCCUUGAAAGCAGCCAUCGAUGUUGAGAUAUUCGAUUUACUUGGCCCAAAAACUGAGGCUGAUCUAAUCCCAUUGCCCAAGCAGAACGAAAAGCAACCUAAAGUUAAGGCAAAUCAAACCACAACCAACGCUAAGGCCGAUAUCAAGGCAUCCGCAUCGUCAGCAUCUGUACCAGAUAACAACGAUGGUGCCAAUACCAUUGCAGAGCUAAUGAAGACUAAGGUGCAUUUCCAUGCACCGGGCGAGAACUUUAAAACCGAUGGUUAUGUGGUCACCGAGCAUACGGAGCAGCUACUGCGCGAUCAUUUGAAGCGCACAGGUGGUAGGGUUCAAACACGCUUCCCACCUGAACCAAAUGGCAUUCUGCACAUUGGUCAUGCCAAGGCCAUUAACAUCAAUUUUGGCUAUGCAGCUGCCCAUAACGGCGUCUGCUAUCUGCGAUACGACGACACCAACCCCGAGAAGGAGGAGGAGAAGUUUUUUGUUGGGAUUCGCGAGAUGGUUGAGUGGCUCGGCUACACGCCAUACAAGAUAACAUACUCUUCGGACAAUUUUCAGCAGCUAUAUGAAUGGGCAGUGGUACUGAUAAACAAGAACUUGGCCUAUGUGUGUCACCAGAAAGCGGAGGAGCUAAAAGGUUUCAAUCCACCUCCAAGUCCCUGGCGUGAGCGACCUAUUGAAGAAUCGCUGCAACUGUUUGAGGACAUGAAGCGUGGCAAGAUUGAUGAGGGUGCAGCCACACUGCGCCUCAAGAUCACGCUUGAGGAAGGUAAACAGGAUCCCGUUGCGUAUCGAAUCAAGUUUAUCCCGCAUCAUCGCACUGGCUCUAACUGGUGCAUUUAUCCGACCUACGAUUACACGCACUGCCUGUGCGAUUCAAUCGAGGAUAUCACCCAUUCCCUCUGCACCAAGGAGUUUCAGUCGCGUCGAUCCUCUUACUAUUGGCUCUGCAAUGCUCUCAACAUCUACUGCCCCGUCCAGUGGGAAUAUGGACGUCUGAACAUGAACUAUGCUCUCGUAUCUAAGAGAAAAAUCGCCAAACUUAUUACCGAAGGUAUUGUGAAUGAUUGGGAUGAUCCACGCCUAUUUACAUUGACGGCUCUGCGGCGACGCGGCUACCCCGCGGAGGCCAUAAAUAAUUUCUGCGCCCAAAUGGGCGUGACUGGUGCACAAAUAUCUGUAGAUCCCUCUAUGCUUGAAGCCGCCGUCAGGGAUGUACUUAACUUGACCGCGCCACGACGACUGAUCGUAUUACAACCACUGAAAGUAACCAUCAGCAACUACCCCCACGCAGGGCCAGUGGAAUUAGAAGUUCCUAACUUCCCACAGAACCCAACACUCGGCUCGCACAAGAUUACCCUGGAUCGUGUUAUCUACAUUGAGCGCAGCGAUUUCAAAUUGGAGCCAGAAAAGGGCUAUCGACGCUUGUCACCCCAGCAAUCUGUUGGCUUACGCCAUGCAGGAUUGGUUUUGAGCAUACAAGAAGUUAUCCGUGAUCCUGCCACGGGCGAAAUUAUGGAGCUCGUUUGCAAAAGCGAAUCUGCCGAACAGGCCGAGAAGCCGAAGGCUUUUGUACAAUGGGUUUCACAGCCGAUAGAACUGGAGGUGCGCUUAUAUGAGCAGCUGUUCAAGCACAAAAAUCCCGAGGAUACCAACGAAGUGCCUGGCGGAUUUCUCAGCGAUAUUAACGAUAACUCCAUGUCCGUCCUGAACGCGUACUCUGAUAAGUCGCUUAGCGAUGUAAAAGUGUAUGAUAAGUUCCAAUUUGAGCGCAUUGGCUUUUUCUCAGUGGAUCCCGACACAUCUGGCAGUCGUAUUGUGUUCAAUCGCACUGUAGGACUCAAAGAGGAUUCAGGCAAGAAGUAAACUUGAAUUUGCGUUUUUAUA